Messenger RNA from Suillus discolor, 276 nucleotides. RefSeq lists its product as uncharacterized. The annotation marks the transcript as partial. The transcript has a single exon. NCBI's taxonomy places the organism in Eukaryota, Fungi, Basidiomycota, Agaricomycetes, Boletales, Suillaceae. The record is from RefSeq and is a predicted model, not a curated record.
UGGUCGAAGCUGGGUCAUCGAGAAGCAACUACCAAAUUCUUCAAGCUUUGCCGAGCCCAUGAGGAAACCACUUAUCUGAAUAUUGAAGUUCAAUACCUGCACACCUCCAUGCAUGAUGAAGAGCUCAGAAUGUCUGCCAUUGUACAGGACAUUCUUAUUUCAGAUCCACAGCUUGCCCGCAAGCUCCAGCACCAAUACCGUUCAUGUGCAGCUAUUAAUGCAGUGCAUCACUACCAAUUGGAUUGCAUUGAGAAACUUGCAGGUUUUUCUGGAGUG